Talaromyces proteolyticus is the source of this 2225-nucleotide messenger RNA. RefSeq lists its product as uncharacterized. Gene Ontology annotation, biological process: regulation of DNA-templated transcription. NCBI's taxonomy places the organism in Eukaryota, Fungi, Ascomycota, Eurotiomycetes, Eurotiales, Trichocomaceae. Gene Ontology annotation, molecular function: DNA-binding transcription factor activity, RNA polymerase II-specific; zinc ion binding. Bases 462 to 2165 code for a protein of 567 amino acids. The transcript has 2 exons. The record is from RefSeq and is a predicted model, not a curated record.
AUUCAAUCCCGAAUCCUCUACUACUAUACUACGUGUAACUAUUCUGUAGCUUAGCAUCUUUACUAGCCGGUACUGCUGCAUGUGAAGAUCUGGAUUACGGCCGGUCGGUCCCAUAAUAUCGAAAACUCAUAUUACGAUGAGUAGUGGAGUAACAAAAUGAUCUGAUUAUCAUUUGGCCCGCCAGUACCGGCCAAGUCUCGAAUUGAUUUAGCGGCUGAAUAUCACCCCGUCGCCUUUGCUCUCGUCGCAAUCUCCCUGCCCUUUCCCCCGCAAGCCCAAUCCUUCGACAUUCGUUCAUUUCCAUCGCGACCAUUACUUGCGUGUCUACUUCAGCUUGACUUGCACUUGCGGUCGUCAGAACUGGGCUGUUAACUCGGAACGGAGUUAGUUCUAAAGGGAAGGGGAGCCCCCCCUCCCCGUUUGAUCUGCACCUCUUCGCCCGCUUACGGGCAUGAUGCACCAUGGUUGGAGUCCCUCGCAGCAAGGGCUGUUCUGUCUGCCGCAAUAGGCGCGUUAAAUGCGACGAGGCUCGGCCCGAGUGUGGCCAGUGUCGACGGUACGGAUGUCAGUGUCCCGGCUACAAUCGAGGCUUGAAGUUUCAGGAUGAAGGGCCCGGUCUGCAGCGUCGCCAUCGACGUGUGUCUGACCGAAGGGCUAGCGAUGCAACGAAGAAGCCAUUGCUGGAUUUAACCGAAAACACAACCUCCUCCUCCUCCUCGUCCACUACCGUCGUAAAAAAGAGGCACUCCGGCGCAUUGAUUCCACAGGUUACGGCAGAGGAAGCACUCGUCUUGAUGCGAGCCCAUGCAGGAAGUAUUGACGAGAACCUCUCGCCGUCGCUUAUUCAGAAAUUGUUCGUGAGCCAGCAACCCAGGCUUUUCAUGGACUUUGUCUGCGCUGCGUUUCCGACCCUGUUCUUCCACAAUAAAUUCCGCUCGGAGGUUUCGUUCCCCGAGUAUAUAAUGCAGAAUUUCAAUAUACGAGCACACCAAGACUCGGCCGUGUGUUGUCUGAGUGCCGUAUAUCUCGCAUCCUUGACUGGAGAUUCACGGCUUCUUAGGGCGAGUCGUUAUAUGUAUGGCAAUGCACUACGGAAGGUGAACCAGGCGUUGGAUACGGAUGAAGCACUGUCGGAUAUUCUACUUAGUACGGUUAUGAUGCUUACGAUUUACGAAAUAUACGCCCAAACAACGCCGAAUGCGUGGAUUAAGCACGCCCGCGGGGUCAAGGAAAUGUUUCUCAAGCGUGGCGCCAAAAGACACAUGUCGGGCUUUGGCCGGUCGUGUUACUACGCAUACCGGGGUUUUCUGGUUGCCCAUGCCAUGUAUGAGGGAAUCCCUUGCUUUUUGGACCAGGAUGAAUGGCAGGAUUUUGCAGCAAAGGUGCAAGAAGAAGAUUCCAAAAAACCCGGAGAAUGGUCUGUCUUUGUGCAUCUUUCUGAAAUGAUAUUCAUGGAACUGGUAAAAUGCCCACGGUAUGUUUACGAUUUCCGACACCUGCCACCGACCACCCCUCGAAUUAUACGAGGAGCCCUUAUCGCCCGGAUUCGCGAGAGUUGCACUACGCUCCGUCAACUCAGCGACGAAUUACAGGCGUCAAUCAUGUACCAUUUCCAAAAGAAGCAGGGAAUCGAAGUCAACAAAGAAGGCUUCGUGGGCCCCCCGCCGGCAGUUUUUGCCGAUACAAAUCCAACAUUAUUACUCCAGGGUGCUACCCACUGCAUCAACGCGUUGGAAAAGCUGCUACGAUCAGCCGACGUCACCGAGGAUGAGCAAAUUUACUUGCUGAAGGGUAUCUCUAACUCACCUGAAUCUGCACGCGACGAGUACCUCUCACCAACCCCCUCCGCCGAUUCGACCUGCGAAACUGUCUCAUCUGGCGCCAGUCCGGCGACUGUUGAUAGUAGUAGCGCUACUACUACUGCCACCACCCCAGCUAGCAGCGGUAAACCCUUCACAUUGCCCCUUCGCAUGAUCUCUGAGUUUAAUCGUGGCCCAUCAGCGCAUGGCAAAGGAGGCGGUUCCCAUCGACCUGUGGUAUGGCUAGAUCGUAUCGCGUGUUCCAUGGGCAUGAUCGGAGCUGAUAUUGUAGAAGACGAUCUUGACGCAACUCAAACAGUGCGAGGAGAGGACUUGGAGACUGUCGUUGAGGUUAUCGAAGAGUGAUAUCAUUUGAACUCAGCAUCGAAGAAUAUGAUGCCCCUGCCCCCCCCCCCCCCCCCCCCC